Molecule: messenger RNA, 2979 nt
Organism: Saccharomyces paradoxus
Lineage: Eukaryota; Fungi; Ascomycota; Saccharomycetes; Saccharomycetales; Saccharomycetaceae
Gene: MPH1
Product: 3'-5' DNA helicase
Exons: 1
Coding region: 1-2979 (992 amino acids)
Biological process (GO): double-strand break repair via synthesis-dependent strand annealing; replication fork reversal; interstrand cross-link repair
Molecular function (GO): hydrolase activity; 3'-5' DNA helicase activity; ATP binding
Source: RefSeq, a predicted model, not a curated record
AUGGCUAGUGCAGAUGAUUACUUUAGUGAUUUUGAAGAUGACGAACUGGAUAAACUGUAUGAAAAGGCUAUCAACAAAUCGGUCAAAGAAACUAUAACGAGACGCGCUGUACCGGUUCAAAAAGAUCUCCAUAAUAACGUUUUACCUGGGCAGAAAACUGUGUACGAAGAAAUUCAAAGACAUGUCAGUUUCGGGCCUACGCAUCAUGAGCUGGAUUACGAUGCUUUAUCGUUCUACGUGUACCCUACAAAUUACGAGAUAAGGGAUUAUCAGUAUACAAUUGUUCAUAAAUCUUUGUUUCAAAAUACAUUAUGCGCCAUCCCUACGGGUAUGGGUAAAACGUUCAUUGCCAGUACUGUAAUGUUAAAUUAUUUUCGUUGGACCAAAAAAGCUAAAAUAAUCUUCACUGCUCCUACUAGGCCUUUGGUGGCCCAGCAAAUUAAGGCAUGCUUAGGUAUAACAGGAAUACCUUCGGAUCAAACUGCUAUCUUACUCGAUAAGAGUAGGAAAAAUAGAGAAGAAAUUUGGGCUAAUAAGAGAGUUUUCUUUGCCACACCGCAAGUGGUGGAGAAUGAUUUGAAGAGAGGUGUUUUGGAUCCUAAGGAUAUUGUGUGUCUUGUCAUUGACGAAGCUCACAGGGCUACUGGCUCCUACGCGUAUACAAAUGUGGUAAAAUUCAUAGACAGGUUUAAUUCAUCAUACAGAUUAUUAGCAUUGACUGCUACACCGGCUUCUGACUUGGAGGGUGUCCAAGAAGUGGUUAAUAAUUUGGAUAUUUCCAAAAUCGAAAUUAGAACUGAAGAAAGUAUGGAUAUCGUGAAAUAUAUGAAGAAAAGAAAAAAGGAAAAAAUUGAAGUACCUCUUUUGUUAGAAAUUGAAGACAUAAUCGAACAAUUAGGUAUAGCUGUCAAGCCUGUGCUUCAACAGGCUGUAGAAUUGGGUAUAUAUGAGGAAUGUGAUCCUUCACAAAUAAACGCCUUCAAAGCAAUGCAACAAAGCCAAAAAAUCAUCGCUAACCCCACUAUACCUGAAGGAAUUAAGUGGCGGAAUUUUUUUAUUUUACAGCUAUUGAAUAAUGUGGGACAAAUGCUGAAAAGAUUGAAAAUUUAUGGAAUAAGGACAUUUUUUAAUUACUUUCAGAAUAAAUGUACAGAAUUCACUACGAAAUAUAAUCUUAAAAAAUCUACUAAUAAAAUUGCAGCUGAGUUUUAUUACCAUCCAAUUUUGAAAAAUAUUAAAAAGCAAUGUGAAAAUUAUUUAAGUGAUCCGAAAUUUGUCGGUCAUGGGAAACUACAAUGUGUAAGAGAUGAACUAAUGGAAUUUUUUCAAGAAAGGGGUUCUGACUCGAGGGUUAUUAUUUUUACAGAACUUAGAGAAAGCGCACUUGAAAUUGUGAAAUUCAUAGACUCGGUAGCCGACAAUCGAAUCAGGCCUCAUAUUUUUAUUGGACAAGCUCGUGCAAAAGAAGGUUUUGAUGAAGUCAAAUACACAAGAAAACAUGCGCCAAAGGGAAGGAAGAAGAUGGAGAGAUUGAAAAGGCAAGAGGAAGAGGAAUUUUUGGAAGCUGAACGAACUAAAAAAGUGGAAAAUGAUAAACUUGAAAGAAGUGCCAGAAGAACGGGGAGCUCUGAGGAGGCACAGGUUAGCGGAAUGAACCAAAAAAUGCAAAAAGAGGUUAUCCAUAACUUCAAAAAGGGUGAAUAUAAUGUUCUAGUUUGUACAUCUAUUGGAGAAGAAGGUUUGGAUAUUGGGGAAGUUGAUUUAAUAAUCUGCUAUGACACUACAAGUAGCCCAAUCAAAAAUAUCCAGCGUAUGGGUAGAACAGGUAGAAAGCGGGAUGGUAAAAUAGUAUUACUGUUUAGUAGUAAUGAAUCAUACAAAUUUGAGCGAGCUAUGGAAGACUAUUCAACUCUUCAAGCGCUUAUAUCCAAACAAUGCAUUGACUACAAAAAAUCGGACCGAAUAAUCCCUGAAGACAUUAUUCCAGAGUGUCGCGAGACGUUGAUCACGAUUAAUGAUGAAAACGAAGUAAUCAAUGAAAUGGAAGAUGUUGACGAAGUUAUUCGUUAUGCCACCCAGUGUAUGAUGGGCAAAAAAGUAAAGCCAAAAAAAACCAUAGUAAGGAAAAAGAAAGUUCAGGAAAAUAAAAUGACGAAGAAGUUUUUUAUGCCCGAUAAUGUUGAAACCAGUAUUGUUAGUGCAAGUAGUUUACUUAAUAAGUUCUUGGUGAAUGAAAGUGGUGGGAAACAACUGGUAACAAAAAAUGAAAACCCUAUCAAGAGGCAGAAAAUUUUUAAAGCUUUGGAUAAUCUGGAAAAUGAUUCAACUGAGGAAGUUUCUUCUUCAUUAGAAACUGAAGAUGAGGAAAUCAGCGAUAAUAAUGAUGUCCUUAUUGCGAAUGGACGGAAUGGACGCCAAAAAGAACUGGAGGCUGUCAUUGACCCUAUUGAGGAGAAUCUUGGCCAGCGAAAGCCACUUCCUAAUUUUCAACACCCUAGCAUGGCUAUAUUUGUGAAUGAUUGUAGUUUUCCAGCUAAAAUCGAGGAAAAUAUGGAAGACAUCCGAGAAAACCAACACAGUUUUGAAAAGGGAAAGAAGUGCAUUGAUGACAAGAAAAACCUGGUAUUAACAGUAGACGACAGAGAUCUAUUCAGAAGGCAUUAUAUGCCAGAGGGGGUUUCCUUUGAUGUUGAGCCUAAUCUUGUACAAUACACCAAAGGUGUAAAAGUUCCACACUGUCAAAAGGUUACAGAAAUCAUCUCAUUGUUUGACGAAGAGAGGAAUGAUAAUAAGAAGAGAAUAAUUGAUAUGAACUAUACCAAAUGUUUGGCGAGAAGCCUGUUACGGGACACACAAAAACUCUGGAAAAAUAACGACAAAAACCAAGUGGAUAAUAGCGUCAACCACGAUUCAUCCCAAUCUUUGAUCUUGUCGAACGCAGAACUAGACGACAUACUGGGCUCAGAUUCAGAUUUUUGA